AUGGCACACAGAAAUGUAUACCAAAAGUUGGGUUUUCGCAUUUCUGAAGAAGUACAACUUUUGGCGGAGGAAAAAUGGAUAGUUGAAGCUCUGGCACAAAUAAAGAACCAGCGUAAUUGUUUACAGAUAGAAAGACUGCACUUGGAAAGCUUGAAAUCGAAGUUAAAAACGAGUCAAAGCAAAAACGUCCCUGAAACAAAUUUAAACAUACAAGAAGAUAGUGUAGCGAGUACAUCCGCUGUUAACAUAAUGCAAACUGUGUCUACUGGGAAAGCCAAUGAUAAAGAGAUGAAAAUAAACGAAGAAUUUUGUAAUGAAGAAGAGCUGAAUUUGAUGGUAUCCACUCCUGCAUUCAUGAAAAGCAACAACAAUGAUGAUUUCAACAUGGAGGAAGACGAAGAAGAAAGUGAUGAUGACAUGUUCAUAGAUAUGAACAUGUUGAUGAAUGGAACUGCAAAA
This is a messenger RNA of Brenthis ino (lesser marbled fritillary), 459 nucleotides long. NCBI's taxonomy places the organism in Eukaryota, Metazoa, Arthropoda, Insecta, Lepidoptera, Nymphalidae. The record is from the annotation of a GenBank genome assembly.